Siniperca chuatsi (mandarin fish) is the source of this 3006-nucleotide messenger RNA. RefSeq names its product testicular haploid expressed gene protein-like (gene spmap2l). The record is from RefSeq and is a predicted model, not a curated record. Lineage: Eukaryota; Metazoa; Chordata; Actinopteri; Centrarchiformes; Sinipercidae. The coding region runs from base 386 to 1159 and encodes 257 amino acids. The transcript is spliced from 8 exons.
UAUCUGGGAAUGCAGACUGACUUCUCGUGUGAGGAAAAAUCCUUGUCCUAACAUAGCUCCUGACAUUUAUUCUGCCGUCAGGCCAUCAAAGUACUUUCAUAUCUGGAAUCUGAUCCAAACCCACAGCGGCUCUCCAGAAAUACUGCAGCAGCCGCCCUCACUACUGACCUCAACGUAUCAGUUUCUUUUUAACAUCCUGCCUCGGAAGUCUUGAGACAGCAAGAUGGAUGGGUUGAGUGUGCAGACUCCAGUUUCAAGGAGUCCUCAGGUGUGGAGUUGGUUGCCAAGGACUCCUGGCUCCGUAGCAACAGCAGGAGAUUAGUGUGAAACCAUCAACAGGCAGCAAGCUGACACAUCCAGCCUGCUGCUUCUGCUUCAGGUUGAGAUGAUGUCUGGAAAACAAGAGAUUCAGUCCAGAUUUCGUCCAUCAAACAGAAUCUUGGAUCUGGCGCAGCACAAAACCUCAAAAACUGUUUGGGCCACGACUCCUUGUGAGAAGCUGAGCUGGGGCAACCAGGAGCCAAUAUGGCCCGUCUCAGCUUCAGCACUCGGAGCCGUUCCAAGUGCAAGAAUCCAAUACCUAGCCAGGCACAAAAGAGACUUCUCAGCAAGGGAGGACCACCGGAGGAAGGAGGAGGAGGCGAGCUUCUUUAGGAAAACCCAGCAUCCUUCCUCCAGGGCUUCCCAGUACGAGCACAUUGUCCGCUUGUCAACACCCAAAACCAGGAGCUGCAGCUCCCAGGAAGCAGGGCCUCCUCACACACCUCAGUGUGAGAAUACCUGUCCUGUUUGGCACGUUGAUCCCAAAGUGAAAACUGCUGUGAUCACACUGCGACUGCUGCAGCUCUCCAACCCCAAACUAAACCAUCCAGACUUCCAGAGCAACAGAGAGAGUGUUGCAUCCAUCGUUUCCUUUGCUUCCAAGACGGCUCGAAUCUCUCAGCGACUGGUCCAGCUGUCGCUGCCCAGACUGAAGGAGAGCAACAUCUGCUGCGAGCUCGGACGCCCGGAGGAAUCAAUCUGGACUGUUUCACGGGCAGCGAGGAGAGCCACAGUAAGUGCUCGUGUUGAAAUGCUGGCGAAACCAAAACAGCUUUCCAAGGACUACAUCCCUCCACGAGAGCCAGUGUGGAGCCGGAAAAAAGUCCUGCCCACCUGAGCUUCAUCCCUCAACACCACAACCAAGUCAGUGCUUAUCUAGUUUGUGCCCAUUGUGAAGCUAAUUCAACGUAAACCAGCAAAAUGUUGACGAUAUGAUAAAGUGUCUGAAGUGAUGUCAAAUAUAUUUCGAUCUUGAUUAUUUUUUUAAAAGAUCAAUGUGGACUUUUAACUUCUUUCUGUGCUUUAUUUACACUGGCUCUCAACCUGUCUAAAGAUCCUCCUAUUCAAUGUUUUCCCAAAUUCUUUUGAGCUAAUAAUCAUGAUAAAGCUUUUGUUUGCUGACAAACAAAAUUACUAGAGUAGUCUGCUGAGUGUUUUUUAGAUCAUUUGCAGUAAUACGAUAAAACACCAUAAAACCACAAAAAGAAGAGAAUCCCUACAUCUAACUGCAAACUCCAAAUAAAUGAAAGAAAAAUCAAGAUUAGCAAAGAGACCAGAAUUUAGUAACAGGAUCUAAAUGACAGCAUGAAAAUGAACUAAAACUAAUUAAUAGAAACUGUAAAAAUGAUAAAAUUGCCACAGUUAGGAAACCAAGCUGAAAGAAUAUAAAAGUAUUAAAUAUGUCAAACUCAAUUUGAGACAUCUGGAGGGGGAAUGUGAGUAAGAAACAACACAAAUUGGUACAUCUGUUUCUUUGCAGUUCUGUUGGGAUGUCUGUUGAUAUCAUUACCAUGUAUAUAAAACGUUGAAUAACAAUUUUGGACUGCGAUGUUAGAAUCAAUGAAAGAUUGCUAAGUUUAAAUCUCAAACCGUUAUGAAAAAAUCAGCACAGAGACGGUGAAUCAUGUUAGGAAUAAAAACGCUCUCUCUGUCUCAGAUCUGCAGCCUUUGUCUGAGCCUCAGUAUGAUACGGUGAUCCACAGGGUUUUUCCCUUACAGUUGCAGCUGGAUUCUGCAUUUAUAUCACAGUGGGUAUUUAAACCUGUCUUUUUUGUCAGUUUUACCACAUCCCUUCCAUCUCUCUCUGAAGUGGUCCAGCCAGUUUUUGAUUUGGGACAGAUGUGUGUGUGUACCAUGAGCAGUUUUUCACUCGUAGACAUUUUGAACAGUGUCACUUUAGGCCACUUUAGUCUGAGUAUGAGAAAAUUCACCAAAGCCUCUCAGAAACUCCCUUUUCCCCUUUUAGAUGUCAUAACUUGGUGAAAAUACCACAAUCUGGCCACAGUUUAGUUUACAAAAGGUGUCGGGGCUUCAGUUUGGAAAUCCACUGUAAUCCCACUUGCACUGCUGGUGGUGCCUGUGAGCGUUACAUAAAAAAUUUGUCACAGUUGAUGUGUUCAGAGGUGGAGGUGUACUGUAAUUUCAUUUGGAGCGCAGCAGGCAGUGGCGGCUGCCAUCGCGGGCUUUAGAUCAGCGCAGGUUUGUGGCUUGGCUAGACAUCAAAGGAGAUUGAACCCACGUCCUGCUGGGAGGCUAAUCUGGGAUUAGCCCGCAGCGAUCGUGACCUGGGACCGCAAGGUAGUGAGGAGGAGGUGGGUGGGGAGAUGGGGACAAACAUUUAAAAAAAAAAGAAAGCUGAGUUUUAUUCAAACAAACAUUUCAAACAGAUUUGGUUGAGUCUAAUCUACAGUAAACAGGUGGAGCCGUAGGAUUGUUGUUAUCUUCUAGGUCCCCUGUUUUCUUGUCAACAAACAGUUAUUUUUUCGAUCAGUGUUUAUUUCCAAAACGCAUUGUGCGUGCUUGUGCCAGUUGAGCACAAGAUACAAAUAAACUGGAGAGCCACUUAUCAAAACAUUCCUCUAUAGCACCACUAGUGGUCAAAAACUCCACAGUUUUUUCCUUUAAGGGCAACUCUGAUUGGCAUUUUGGCAUUUUCUGUUGAUGAAAUUAAAGUUUCUGAAGGUG